UGAGUCUGCGCAUACAUUAGAACGUGACACGAGGUAACGGUGUGUCAGUGAAUUUAAGGUAUAGAAGUCCUGAAGACUUUAACACCGUCCCAGAAUCAAGCCAACAAUAUCUGACUUGCCGCAGAAUGUCUUGGCUGUUUGGCUUGAACAAGGGGCAGUCUGGCGCGCCCCCGGAUCUCCCUAUACCACCGCCUCCUCCGCCGGCCGGGGCUUCUGGUGGGGAUAAACCCAAGGACAAAUGGAGUAAUUUCGACCCAACCGGGCUGGAGCGAGCGGCCCAGGCGGCCAAGGAGCUUGAUAAAUCACGCCAUUCUAAGGAUGCGCUGGAGCUGGCGCGCAUGCAGGAGCAGACGCUGCAGCUGGAGCAUCAGACCAAGAUGAAGGAAUAUGAGGCAGCGUUGGAGCAGAUAAAGGGGGAUCAGAUUCGCGUCCAGGCGGAGGAGAGGAGGAAAACGUUGGUGGAGGAGACGAAGCAGCACCAGGCGAGGGCACAGUACCAGGAUAAGUUGGCCAGGCAGAGGUACGAUGACCAACUGAGGCAGCAGCAAAUUCUUAAUGAAGAGAAUCUGCGCAAGCAGGAGGAGUCCGUGCAGAAGCAGGAGGCAAUGAGACGCGCCACCGUCGAGCACGAGAUGGAGCUACGUCACAAGAACGAGAUGCUGCGCGUGGAGGCGGAGGCCAAGGCACGAGGUCGCGUGGAGCGUGAGAAUGCCGACAUCAUCCGCGAGCAGAUCCGCCUGAAGGCUGCUGAGCACCGGCAGACUGUGCUGGAAACCAUACGGACGGCGGGUGCUGUGUUUGGGGAGGGUUUCCACGCCUUCAUCUCGGACUGGGACAAAGUCACAGCCACGGUGGCGGGGCUGACCCUCCUGGCUGUGGGGAUCUACUCAGCCCGAAAUGCUACCUCAGUGGCUGGGCGCUAUGUGGAGGCCCGCCUGGGCAAGCCGGCACUGGUGCGGGAGACGUCUCGCUUCACUGUGGGGGAGGCCAUCCGGCAUCCUGUCAAGAUGACAAGGCGGCUGACCAGUAAGCCCCAGGAUGCCCUGGAGGGGGUGGUUCUCAGUCCAAACCUGGAGGAGCGUGUGCGUGACAUCGCCAUAGCGACCCGUAACACACGGCAGAACCGGGGCCUUUACCGGAACAUCCUGAUGUACGGCCCGCCUGGAACUGGAAAAACGCUUUUUGCAAAGAAGCUGGCUAUGCAUUCUGGGAUGGAUUACGCCAUCAUGACGGGGGGAGAUGUCGCCCCUAUGGGGCGCGAUGGCGUGACCGCCAUGCACAAGGUCUUUGACUGGGCCAACACCAACCGACGCGGCCUCCUGCUCUUCGUUGACGAGGCAGAUGCCUUCCUUCGCAAGCGAGCCACUGAGAAGAUCAGCGAAGACCUCCGAGCCACUUUGAACGCGUUCCUCUAUCGCACGGGCGAGCAGAGCAACAAGUUCAUGCUGGUGUUGGCCAGUAACCAGCCGGAACAGUUCGACUGGGCCAUCAACGACCGCAUUGAUGAGAUCGUCAACUUCGCUCUGCCAGGCCCGGAAGAGCGGGAACGGCUGGUGCGGCUGUACUUUGACCGCUAUGUGCUGGAACCGGCCACUGGGGGGCGGCACUUCUAUGCGUCGUCCAAGAAUGGAGGCACUGAGGGAAGGAUCUCAGCAUCUUCCCGAUUCCCACUGCAGGCGGCCGCGUAUUCCUCUGAAGACGGCGUGCUGACGGAAGCCAUGAUUGAUGCCCGGGUGGAAGAUGCGAUCCGGCAACACAAGCAGAAGAUGGACUGGCUACAUAGGGAGGAGGCGGAAAGUGUGGGCAAGGCUGGGGUCAUCCUGCCCCCCGGGGGGGCCUUAGACAAAGGAGGGAAAAAAAUGGGGUUUUUGCUGCAGGAGGAAAUGCCUCAGGCCCACAAGGUAGAUGGAUCCGGCCAAAUGGCAAUGCAGGAUGGCCUGAUCCCAGCUGUCUGGUUUGGGUCCAGAACCGUGAUGGGGGGCACCUUGCCUCCAGAUGUGACCCCCCUGCCCAAGGACAGUGCAUCUCUGCCUGCAGAGGGGGGAGCCCCCAAAACUGAGGACCCCUCCCCAAAGACGGAAGGGCACAUGAUAAAGGCAGAGUCUCCAUCGAAAGACGGGACUCCUGUUUAAGCAUGUAAGGUCUAGGAGAGAAGGGGAUUCUGGGAAAAUAUCAGAAAUUAUCGGUGGAGACUUGGGGUGCAGGGUAGGGUACAGAAGAUUAAACGACACAUUUGCUGUCACUCUGC
Messenger RNA from Paramormyrops kingsleyae, 2248 nucleotides. Lineage: Eukaryota; Metazoa; Chordata; Actinopteri; Osteoglossiformes; Mormyridae. The record is from RefSeq and is a predicted model, not a curated record.